AUGUUCAACAGAUCUCUCGCCCUGGGGGCUGCCCUCAUUGCAGCACUGUCCAUAUUCCUUUCUCGGCCGAAACUAGACUUGCACCCGCCCUUCGUCCAAGGCAGAAACGGCACGGCGUUGUUCUUGGUCAACGAGCAACAUGGCCUUUCCAACGUACACGUCGCGACAGCUUCUGCUCUGCUGGAGAACUAUCCCGAUGUAGAGGUCCAUUUUGCCUCCUUCCCGAGGCUCAAGGCGAAGCUAGAGAGAAUCACACAAUUCGCCCAAAAGACAAAUCCUGAAGCUCACAUAGUCUUCCACCAACUCCAAGGUCCAUCAAUGUUUGACGCUCAUCGCAACGCAGGCAGGACUGUAAUGGGCUUUCUACAUCCUCCAGGUAUAUCUGGUAUCUCCCAUUUCUGCAAGGAGUUACAGUUCUUGAUAUGCCCAUGGUCUGCGGAGGAACACUUUUCUAUCUACAACGAACUGAAGACUGUUAUCGACGAGGUCGAUCCUGCUGUAGUGGUUCUUGACACCGUAUUCAUCCCGGCGGUUGAGGCAACGCGCGAAAAGAGCCGCCAAUAUGCUGUCAUCACGCCGAAUCAGGUCAUUGACAAUUUCAUUACUAUGCAGCCAUACAGGAGUAUAUUUUGGAAAUAUCCAGCUAUGGCUUCAGGUUUCCCGUAUCCCGUUCCAUGGCGAAAGAUCCCAGAGAAUCUCUACCUCAAUCUGCGGGUUAUUUACAGUGUCAUUAGGAUGCCCGAACUGACCACCAGACGAAAGUGGCUCCGUGCCAAAGGAAUCGCGGAUCCCCUCAACUUUUUGGGUGCUUAUCGCCAUGAUGUGCCAUGGGUUACAGUCACUACUGAGGGGGCAUCCAUUCCCGCCGACUACAUUCCGCCAAACGUCACUGCCACCAACCCGAUUAUUCUGUCUGUGGCUCCCGCUUCUGAACAGGACCCUGAGUUGGUUGAAUGGCUGAAAAAAGCACCAACUGUUCUGAUCAAUCUGGGCAGCACCGUCAUGUACACCGAGGCUCAAGCAUCAGUCAUGAUACAAGCAAUUGUUAAAGUCCUCGACCAGCUUAAUGUGCAGUUCUUGUGGAAAUUCAACAAAUAUGGCAACUACUCCAACAACAUUUUCCUACCGGUUCAGCGAUCUAUCGAAAAUGGCCAGCUCAAGUUGGAGAGAUGGCUCACUGUGGAUCCAACCUCAAUCCUCGAAACAGGGUUCGUUAUUGCAUCUGUUCAUCACGGGGGAGCCAACUGUUACAACGAGGCAGUCUAUGCCGGUGUUCCUCAGAUUGUAAUGCCAUUGUGGGCAGAUCUGUACAACUAUGCUGUCCUCGUCGAAUCGAUCGGAAUCGGACUAUGGGCGUGUCCGAACACUAGUCCAGACUGGACUAUUGACGAGCUUGCUCUAGCCAUCCUCAAGGUUGUUGAUGGAGGGAAAUCAAGUCUCUUGAUGCGAAACAAAGCGAGAGAUUUGGGAGACAGGGUCCAAGGCAGUGAAAAAGGACGUGAUAUUGCUGCAAGGAAAGUAGCAGAGCUAGCUCAUACUGGAAAGUAG
Messenger RNA from Fusarium sp. VM40, 1548 nucleotides. NCBI's taxonomy places the organism in Eukaryota, Fungi, Ascomycota, Sordariomycetes, Hypocreales, Nectriaceae. The record is from the annotation of a GenBank genome assembly.